AUGAUUUAUAUCAGCUGGUUUCACAGCCAUAUUCCAAAAGUUUUUGCACUUUUGAGUUUUCUCAUCAAUCCGCUGUUUAUUUAUUUGGUUGUUACAAGAUCGAAAAGUCAAGUUGGAAAUUAUAGAUAUCUUCUUGUCUCUUUUGCAAUUUUUGAUAUUUUUUAUUCGAUUGCUGAGAUUCUAACUCCAAUUGUAAGAAAUUCAUUAAAAAAAUAUUUCUUGAUAGAAAACUUCAGGCAAUUGAAACCACAACAACUUGGUUCGCUGUUUUUCUAACAGAUGGCCCAUUUUUCGAUAAUCCAAUAAUUGGACAACUUGGAAUCUCCUCAAGAUGUGCUUUUAUUUCUCAAAGUUAUGCUAUCCUCGUGAUUCAUUUUGUUUAUCGCUAUCUUUUGCUUUUCAAACCGCAUUUGGCUAGAAGUUUCUUUGAACCAACUGGAAUUGCUAUUUCAACAGCAUAUUUUGUUUUUCAAGGUCUUUCUUGGGGAGCGGUGAGUUUGAGCUAAAAAUAAAUGAUUCAAUUAAAAUGAAUCACUUUUUUUCGUAGGUGUGUGAGACAUGUUUGUCACCAAAUGAUGAGAUUCGCAAAAUUUUGCUCCCAACUUUUGUGGCAAGACACGAUGUUGAUUCUCAGAAUAUUCCUAUGCUGACUGCUGUUUACUGGAAUAGUACAAGUGAAGUGACAACAAGAGGACGAGUUGGAAUUGGACUUUUAACAUUGACAUCAAUUUAUUCGAUUGCAAUCUAUGGAAUUUUGGGAUACAAGGUUGGAGAAUGUCAAAUUCUUGGAUAAAAAUUAUUUUCCAGAUUGUAAUAAACAUUCAGGAGAAAGGAGGAUUGAGUAAGAAAUCUUUGAAAAUGCAGGCUCAAUUGUUCUACGCUCUUCUCGUUCAAACACUUAUCCCAAUAGUUGGAAGUUUCACCCCAACUGUUCUUGCUUGGUAUGCACCAAUCUUUGGUUUCGAUGCUCCAACUUGGUGGAAUUAUUACAUUUGCACACUUCCAUUGGCUGCUUUUCCAUUUAUUGAUCCUCUUGCUGUUAUUUUCUUCAUUCCAAAUUAUCGAAUUGCUUUUGUCAAUGUUUUAUUGCGUCGUGAUAAUAUUUCAAGCUCAGUCAAUGUUGUAAAUACAACUUCAAUUCGAAGAAUCACUGAAACUGUUCAUCCAAAUCGCUCUUCAACUUCCCAAAUCAAUUGA
Molecule: messenger RNA, 1197 nt
Organism: Caenorhabditis angaria
Lineage: Eukaryota; Metazoa; Nematoda; Chromadorea; Rhabditida; Rhabditidae
Source: the annotation of a GenBank genome assembly